CUCGUCGACCCGGACGGAGGCAUGCUCGACGUUUCGUGGGAGCCGCACGCGUCUGCGGUCGCAAAUGCGGCGGACGCAGACCUGGCGGCGGCGCUCGACGCGGUUGCCGACGCGGUGGGCGUGGUGUCGGCGGGCGGCGGGCGCGUCCUGGUGGCGCGCGACACGCGGCCGCACUCGGAGCGGCUCAGCGCCCUCGCGCUCGACGGGGUGAGCCACCUCGGCGGCGCUGGUGAGGACUUUGGCCUCCUGACGACGCCGCAGCUGCACCACAUCGUCCGUCACGCAAACGGCGGCGCCGCCGGCGGGGCGCACGUGGGGCCGGCCGCGUGGGCGAGCGAGGGCGGGUACGCCGAGAUGCUCUGCACCGCCUUCGCCGCCCUCCUCCCGCCAGACCUCGGUGGCGGGGGACUGCGCGCGCCUCUCACCGUCGACUGCGCGUGCGGCGUCGGAGGCCCGCAGCUCGCGCCGAUCGCGCAGCGGCUCGCGCCUCUGCUGCCGCUGGAGCUGAUCAACCGGCCGGGCGAGGGCGAGCUCAACGCGGGCUGCGGCGCCGAGUUUGUCCAAAAGGGCCGCCUCCCUCCCCGCGGUCUCGACACGCCGCCGCCCACCACCUCCGCCGAUAGCGGCGGCGGCGGCGGCGGCGGCGGUUCGCGGCUGUGCUCCCUUGACGGGGACGCCGACCGCGUCGUGUUUCACUACUGGCGCCUCUGCGCCGGCGCCGUGCCCGAGUGGCGGCUCCUCGACGGCGACAAGAUCGCCGCCCUCUUCGCCGCCUUUGUGUGCGAUGAGCUCCGCGCCCUCGAGAUCGAGCCUGCGCUCAGCGUCGCGUGCGUGCAGACCGCAUACGCAAACGGCGCCAGCGGCGCGCACUUGCGCUCGCUCGGCGUGCCGACGCCGCUCGCAAGGACGGGCGUCAAGCACGUGCACCACGCGGCGCUGCGCUACGACGUGAGCGUCUACUUUGAGGCCAACGGGCACGGCACGCUCCUCUUCUCGGACUCGGCGGUCUCUGCAAUCGCCGCGGCGAGGCAGCGAGCCGAGGCGAGCGGCGACGCGGGUAAGGCGGCGAGCGCGGCGCGCCUGCUCGCGGCCAAGCAGCUCGUGAAUCAGGCGAUCGGAGAUGCGAUCUCGGCCAUCCUCCUCGUGGAGGCGAUCCUUCUGCUGCGCGGCUGGAGCAUCGAGCGGUGGGAUGCAAUGUACGAGGACCUGCCGUCGCGCCAGGCCAAGCUCGGCGUCGCCGACCGCGCCGCUCUCCGCGUCAACGAGGACGAGACGCGCACGCUCGAGCCGGCCGAGCUGCAGCGCGAGAUCGACGACCUCGCGGCCGCCCACUCGAGAGGCCGCGCAUUCGUCCGCCCGUCGGGGACCGAGGACGUUGUGCGAGUGUACGCCGAGGCGGCCACGCAGCAGGCGGCGGAUGAGCUUGCCAGGAAGGUUGGGCAGGCGACGUGGCGGCUCGCGGGUGGGGUGGGUGAGCAGCCUUGAGCAGCAGCAACCGCAGUUCCCGCGCAGCCAAUUAACUAAGGCUCGACGGCACACAGCAUGUGCAUGGCGUCGUCUCUCGCGAGGAAUAUACUACCGCGUUACUCUCAUCGUAUAAGCUAAAGCCGUAACCCCUAUUGCUU
Messenger RNA from Emiliania huxleyi CCMP1516, 1625 nucleotides. Its product is annotated as putative phosphoglucomutase 3. Gene Ontology annotation, molecular function: phosphoacetylglucosamine mutase activity. NCBI's taxonomy places the organism in Eukaryota, Haptophyta, Isochrysidales, Noelaerhabdaceae. The coding region runs from base 22 to 1485 and encodes 487 amino acids. The record is from RefSeq and is a predicted model, not a curated record. Gene Ontology annotation, biological process: UDP-N-acetylglucosamine biosynthetic process; carbohydrate metabolic process. The transcript has 7 exons.